Bombyx mandarina (wild silkworm) is the source of this 4466-nucleotide messenger RNA. RefSeq names its product moesin (gene Moe). NCBI's taxonomy places the organism in Eukaryota, Metazoa, Arthropoda, Insecta, Lepidoptera, Bombycidae. Gene Ontology annotation, molecular function: actin binding. The record is from RefSeq and is a predicted model, not a curated record. Gene Ontology annotation, cellular component: cytoskeleton.
UUCGUUCAGUUCAAACGACAGCGCCGCGUCAGACAGACGCGGCUCAAGUGCCGGUUUUAAACUACCCCCUUUUAAGAAUAUUAUACACAAAGUGCUUGUGAUCUUAUCCGCUGUGUGUGUGUGAUCAUAACUAUCAAAAUGGUUGCCGGAGGAAAACAGAUGAACGUCCGCGUGACGACGAUGGACGCGGAACUCGAGUUCGCGAUCCAGCAGACGACCACCGGGAAGCAACUCUUCGAUCAAGUUGUGAAGACGAUCGGCCUCCGCGAGGUGUGGUUCUUCGGUCUUCAGUACACCGACUCCAAGGGCGACCUCACUUGGAUCAAGUUGUACAAGAAGGUGAUGCAACAAGACGUCAAGAAAGAGAAUCCACUGCAGUUCAAAUUCCGAGCCAAAUUCUAUCCUGAGGAUGUCGCCGAUGAGCUCAUACAGGAGAUCACAUUGAAACUCUUCUAUCUACAGGUGAAAAACGCGAUUUUAUCCGAUGAAAUAUACUGCCCUCCGGAGACCUCGGUGUUGUUGGCUUCGUACGCGGUCCAAGCCAGACACGGAGAACACAAUCCCGCUCUGCACGGGCCGGGAUUCCUGGCCAAUGACCGUUUACUUCCUCAAAGAGUGACCGACCAACACAAGAUGUCCCGCGAGGAAUGGGAGCAGAGCAUCACGAACUGGUGGCAGGAACACCGCGAGAUGCUCCGCGAAGACGCCAUGAUGGAGUACCUGAAGAUCGCUCAGGACCUGGAGAUGUACGGCGUCAACUACUUCGAGAUCCGCAACAAGAAAAACACAGAGCUAUGGCUCGGUGUUGAUGCCCUCGGGCUCAAUAUCUAUGAGAAGGAUGACAAAUUGACCCCGAAAAUCGGCUUCCCCUGGUCUGAAAUCCGGAACAUCUCGUUCAACGACCGCAAGUUCAUCAUCAAGCCGAUCGACAAGAAGGCGCCCGACUUCGUGUUCUUCGCGCCGCGCGUCCGCGUCAACAAGCGCAUCCUCGCGCUGUGCAUGGGCAACCACGAGCUGUACAUGCGCCGCCGCAAGCCCGACACCAUCGACGUGCAGCAGAUGAAGGCGCAGGCGCGAGAGGAGAAGCUCGCCAAGCAGGCGCAGAGAAAGAAGCUGCAGCUGGAGAUAGCCGCGCGGGAGCGUGCCGAGAAGAAGCAACAAGAGUACGAAGACCGGCUGCGGCAGAUGCAGGAGGAGAUGGAGCGGUCACAGGCCAACUUGCUCGAGGCCCAGGACAUGAUCCGGCGCUUGGAAGAACAGCUCAAGCAGCUGCAGGCCGCCAAGGAGGAGCUGGAGCGGAGACAGGGAGAGCUGCACGACAUGAUGCAGAGACUCGAGGAGACCAAGAAUAUGGAAGCAGCAGAACGUGCCAAGUUAGAAGAGGAAAUCCGCACUAAACAAGAGGAAGUACAACGCAUACAAACCGAAGUCGAGCUCAAGGACUCGGAGACGCGGCGCCUGCAAGACGAGGUGGAGGAGGCCCGGCGCAAGCAGGACGAGGCCGCGGCGCUCCUGGCGGCCGCCACCACCCCGCAGCACCACCACGUGGCCGAGGACGGCGGGGUGGACGACGGCUCCGACCACGGCGAGGAGUCCGGCGGCGGAGACCUGCACCAGGCGCCCGACGACCUCGUCGACCCGGUCGAGGCCAGGACCACCUUGGCCGAGAAGAACGAGCGGCUACACAACCAGCUCAAGGCGCUGAAACAAGACCUCGCGCAGUCCCGCGACGAAACUAAAGAGACGGCCAUGGACAAGAUCCACCGCGAGAACGUCCGCCAGGGACGAGACAAGUACAAGACGCUCCGCGAGAUCCGCAAGGGCAACACCAAACGUCGCGUCGACCAGUUCGAGAACAUGUAACUUAACGUCGCCGGCGCUGACUGUAGGGAGCUGACCUGCACACGACACAUAAAUCACAGAAUCGCGCUCAAAAUAAACUGAAUAUCGAUUUUUGUACAAUCGAUAGUAAAUUGUAACGAUAUUUUAGUAUUUCCCAAAUUGUCAUUCAGUAUUAAUUAAUAGGAACAGUGACUAAGAGCUGUUCGUAUCUUCGAGCUCGGGUGUGUAAAUUAAAUAAUGUAGCGUAUAUAAAAUACACAAAUUUUGUACUUUUUUAAAAAAAAACUACUGUUCGUAGUAGUAAUUCUUUAAACUGGCAACACUGUAAAGUGUCACAACGUAUUCAAAAUAAAUUAUCUUACCAAAACUAAACUCUUCCCGUAGCAGCUCCGUUAGCUCCCAGCAUGUCGACGUGCAGAGUCCGGUGGCCGUACUGCUUGUAAGCUCAUGUAUUCGUAUGUAACAUAUAGUAUUGGGGAAUGUGUGCACGGACUUCACACCAGACCUAGUCUAGAUUUAACGAAUGUCCAUUAGAAAAAGAGAAAGAUACAAUUGAAUUACUAGUUUAGGCUUAAAAGUCUGUUACGUAAAGUUAGCAUCCCGACAUCAGUGUUACUGACAUUGUUAAUGACACUGAUGACGAUCGGUACCAAACAAAAAUGAUUCCCAUAGAUCCGUGUGUUUCAUGUAAAUGGGUAGGAGUAAUGUGGGUGUGCGAGCACAGAGCACACGUAUAUUAAGAGUAGUAUAUUAUAAAAGUUAUUAUAUAUUUUUAUACACCGUCCUGGCAACAUUGUUGUUGUCACGCGAGAUUGUCAACUAGUUAAACGAGGAGUGUUAGCAAAAUAGAUCAUUUCAUAAUUAACAUUAAUUAAAUUGAGUGAACCAAAUUAAAACAAAAAGAACGUGGCAAUACUGUGUAUUCGAAAUACUUUCAUAGUUUGAGAUAUAAAUGAUCAAGUGCCUUGUUUAAAUGUCACUAAAUAUCUUUGCUUUAACACUCUUCAAAAUUGGUUGGUUGAAUUGAAUGCCGUGGUGCUUACGUGUUAGAAGGACUCGUCGGGCUAAAGAGGAAAAGUAGAGACUAUCACAGACAAUCUUGGAAACUUUGGUUUCUCUCCGGCAACAUUGACAGUUCGAAGUUGAAUCGAGUACAUGUUUACUGUUUACAGAGAUGAUUCAUCGGGAGACUCUGAACUUUUAAUAUAACUUUUGGCUUUUUAAUGUACUCGCGGCAUUAGAUUUAUAUUUUUAAUGGGAUUCACAUCAUUUAUUAAUUAAAUAAAUCCAAAAAAGCAUACAUUGGUGCGGCCAGACACAGUUUAAUUUCCAACUGUCGAUGUCACAACGCGAUGCAGUCAAAGUUACCGAAGUUGACUGUUAAAUGUAAAUAUUGAUUUUAUUAUUUACUUAAUAGUGAUUAAUUAUUUUAGACCAUGUGCUAUAACCGAAUAAUUUAAUAAAGUCUAUAAUAAUGAGUAAAGGGCAAAGUUCAGAUUUUUUCCAAUUAUAAUACAUUCAGAAAAUCAAUGACCCAACGUGAUGUACGUGGCAACACUGAAUCGGGAGUACCGAGACGGUUUCGUUUGUGUGAUUUGUUUUGUAAAUAACAUCCUAAUUCCGGUUAGUGGGGGGGUAACUUGAGGGUAGUCCGCUCAUUGUCCGCACAGCGUCGACACUGUCAUUGUCACGGUCGGCUGCUGCGAUCAACACACACAAACGUAAACACAUCUCGCAACGUUACUGUACUUAGUUUUGUAUUAAUUCUAAAUUGACUUUUGUAUAUCGUGUGUUUUCAAAGCAUCAUUUGAUUUCGCGUUAGAGAUACGAUUAUUAUUAUUAUUAAUUAAUUAAUUAAUGAUAAAAUGAUAGUUUUGUUGUUUAUUUACUUGAUACGCGGUUGUUUGUGUCGCGCGCGCUGGGACGCCGACGGACCUGCCUACAGCAUCAUCUGUUUCAGCGCCGACACAAAUAUUACAUUACAAACACUCCAAUAUUUACUGUACUUUCCAUAUUAAGAAUAUAUUUCACAUCAAAAUAAUUCAAGAGGGUAGUAGUUUUCCAUUAAUGGGAAAACUAUUAAUUUUUUCCUAAAAAUUUUUCCUUUUUUUAUUACAUUUACAUUUUUGUCGGGAGAAUAAUUUUACUUGAAAAUGUUGUUGCUCAAUUCGUCGUUGGCGUCGCAGCGAGUGGAGGGUGAGAGGGAGGGGAGGGUCGCCCCUUAAUUUAUUUUUAUAAUCAUUUAUAUUAUAGAUUGUAGGAGAUAGGAGCUUCAAGUGUAAUUUAAUAUUUCCCAAUAUUCGUUUUCUCCUUUAGUACUACUAUAUAACUUUGCGUGACGUGGCGUCUCGCGUCCGCUUUGAACAAAAUCCGAAAUAGAAAGAGUAUAGGAUUUUUAAAUGUUAAUUUUAAGUUUACAAGGCAUUCCAUUGAAGCGGUGGCGUUUAGUUGUUGGUGUCCCGUGUGGCAGACGUGCCGUGUGACCGUAAGUGCCAUCCGUUCGCCGCGGGCCGUGGUGGCUCGCCACGUUAGCUCACCCCUUGUCAUUACUCGCUAAAUUAAAUAAAUACCAUGUUGCCUUCGAUCAUUCUUUUUUUUCAAUAAAAUGUUUAAGUAAAAUAAAA